CGAUGAUGCUUCGCAUUCAAAAUUGUGAUUCAAGCUUGCUGUGGCAUUCGAUCGUGAUUUACUGCUGCAGCAUCCUUGACGGGGCCGAAGCAUGACUCGAGCAAAAGCUAUAAAUCCCGAGAAUUUGUGACCCCUUUCUGAACCUCUCUCCAACAACCACUAAAUUGCUUCCUCGUCUCCCUGACCUGCCUAACCCCCACCAGGUCAGUUGCGCAUACAAGCCCAGAAUGUCAACACCUUCCAAAACGCUCUUUUUAAUCGGGCCUGGAUUUAUUGGCGGCACCUUGUUGCUCAAGCUAAAAGAGGUCCGUCCAGACUUGAAGCUGUCGGCGCUGACUCGUCGCAAAGAGCAAGCUGAAGAGCUCAAGUCUCUGGGCAUUGAGCCUGUGCUCGGUUCAUUGGAUGAUGUGGAGCUGAUCCAGAAGAACGCAGGAGCAUCGGACAUUGUCAUCCAUACCGCGACUGCCGAUCAUCUGCCCAGCACACGAGCUGCGGCUGAAGGCAUCAAGAAUCGUGCGGACAAGUCCAAGCAUGUAGUCUUCAUCCACACUAGUGGUAAUGACGAGAUGAUUGGUGCUGCAAAGGGUUUUGGGGACAAGAGCGUGGAGGAAAAGAAGUUGUCGGAUGCUCAAGGGGAUGAAAUGUUGGAAGAGCGCAUCGCCCCGGAUGCUCUUCACCGACAAGUCGACGGUCCCCUGCGCCAGAUCUUGCUCAACGAUGCGGCAGAAAAGGCAGCCAAUGCAAGUGCGGCCAUCAUGAUGCCUCCUCUAAUCUACGGCAUCGGAGCGGAACCGUGGAGACGUAUCAGCAUUCAAGCACCCAUGCUGCUCAGUUGCAUGAUCAAGAAUGGAAUCGCAGCUCUUCCACCUGGUACAAGCCAAUGGAACGCUGUUGGAGUGCACGACCUAGCCGAUGCGUAUGUGCUCCUCAUCGCAGAAUUGGAAGCUCAUACACCUGGCAUGCGCCACACAUCCUCUCACUACGCCUUCCCAGCUGAGCCCGACACCUUUAGCUGGAGGGACGUGUUCGAGGCGAUGGUGGAAGAGCUGAAAGCUGCUGGACAUCCAGCAGCCAAGAAGGAACUCAAAGUGCUGGACAGGCAAGCCUUCGAAGAGUUCGUGGGCGGCAAGGAGAACCCCUAUAGCGGGAUUUUUGCUCAAAAUCUUUAUGGAAAGGAGAAUGCAUUUACCAAGCCAGACCGACUGACAGCUCUGGGUCUUCGUCACAAGCAAACAGGUGUUGUCGCCUCCAUCAAGAUUGACAAGGAGCUGCAGAGGAUAAUUGAGGCAUCUCUAUGAGGCUCGCCCAAUUACGUACGCAUUCGUGGAUACAAUCUGAAUCUUAGCAGUUGUUUAGAAAUCACACUCCACUCGCAUUUUGACUCAAAUCUUACAAUCACAAUCAAGAAUUGCAUCGAUGCAAGCUUGGUGAUCUUGGUCCGCGUAAUGCGAUGUGAAGCUGCCAUGCAGCAUUUGAAAAGGG
Ceraceosorus guamensis is the source of this 1482-nucleotide messenger RNA. Its product is annotated as NAD(P)-binding protein. The transcript is spliced from 2 exons. The coding region runs from base 228 to 1298 and encodes 356 amino acids. The record is from RefSeq and is a predicted model, not a curated record. NCBI's taxonomy places the organism in Eukaryota, Fungi, Basidiomycota, Exobasidiomycetes, Ceraceosorales, Ceraceosoraceae.